AGAGGAAAUGGGCACUCAGAGAGGUUAACCAACUUGCCCAAGGUCACCCAGGAGCCGGCAGGGAGCCCAGGGCAGCGUUUGCUCCGGGAAAGAGCAGACUGGCCAGCCCAGGGGGUGAGGUCCUUCCCGCGCUGCGUCUGUGCCCACUCCCCUGUGCACCAGGCCUCCCGGGCCGGGGCCCCCGCGAUCCCCCGCGUCCGGUGGGGGCGGCAGCGGGGACCGCUCUGGCUGGGGGGCUGCCGAGUCGGCGGGGCCGGCUCCGCCGGCUGGGGAGGAGGACUAUGCACCACGAACCCAGGACCCUUGGGGUGCUGAAAUCCAACUCACCCAUGCCUAUUUCCUGUAAUGGACGAACUUGAUGCUAAUGUGAGUUCCAAGGAGGGUUUUAGGUCAGUGGAGAAGGUCGUGCUGCUCACAUUUCUCUCGGCGGUGAUCCUCAUGGCCAUCUUGGGCAACCUUCUGGUGAUGGUGGCUGUGUGCAGGGACCGGCAGCUCAGGAAAAUAAAAACCAACUAUUUCAUUGUCUCUCUUGCCUUUGCGGAUCUGCUUGUGUCCGUGCUGGUGAUGCCCUUUGGUGCCAUUGAGCUGGUCCAGGACAUCUGGAUUUACGGGGAGAUGUUCUGCCUCGUCCGGACAUCUCUAGACGUCCUGCUCACGACAGCAUCCAUUUUUCACCUGUGCUGCAUUUCUCUGGACAGGUACUAUGCCAUCUGCUGCCAGCCUUUGGUCUAUAGGAACAAGAUGACCCCUCUGCGCAUCGCAUUAAUGCUGGGAGGCUGCUGGCUCAUCCCCAUGUUUAUCUCUUUUCUGCCUAUAAUGCAAGGCUGGAAUAACAUUGGCAUAAUUGAUUUGGAAAGGAUACACAAACCAAGGCUGGGCGAGGAUUUGCAUGUGAUAGAAAAAAGAAAGUUCCACCAGAACUCCAACUCUACAUACUGUAUCUUCAUGGUCAACAAGCCCUACGCCAUCACCUGCUCCGUGGUAGCCUUCUACAUCCCGUUCCUGCUCAUGGUGCUGGCCUAUUACCGCAUCUAUGUUACGGCCAAGGAGCACGCCCACCAGAUCCAGAUGUUACAGCGCGCAGGAGCGCCCUCGGAGGGCAGGCCCCAGCCGGCAGACCAGCACAGCACUCAUCGCAUGCGGACGGAGACCAAAGCUGCCAAGACCCUGUGCAUCAUCAUGGGUUGCUUCUGCCUCUGCUGGGCCCCGUUCUUUGUCACCAAUAUCGUGGAUCCGUUCAUAGACUACACUGUCCCUGGGCAGGUGUGGACUGCUUUCCUUUGGCUCGGCUAUAUCAAUUCUGGAUUGAACCCCUUUCUCUACGCCUUCUUGAAUAAGUCUUUUCGACGUGCCUUUCUCAUCAUCCUCUGCUGUGAUGAUGAGCGCUACCGAAGACCUUCCAUUCUGGGCCAGACGGUCCCCUGUUCAACCACAACCAUUAAUGGGUCAACACAUGUGCUAAGGGAUGCAGUGGAGUGUGGUGGCCAGUGGGAGAGUCAGAGCCACCCUCCAGCGACUUCUCCUUUGGUGGCUGCUCAGCCCUGUGACACUUAGUCCCCUGGGGCAGUGACUCAGAAGACAGCCAUCCCUCCAGGAGAGGGCCAGGUCCUGCCUAAGCUGCUGCUCGUGCAUGACUGCACCUGGGAUUCUUUUCACUCGAGCGUUCCAUCCGUUUGUCCGUCCGUCCUUUGGGGCGGGCCUUCCAUGCCCACGCGCUUUUCCUCUGGGAUGCCAGCAGGCGAUGUUUGAGGGAGUCCGGGGAGAGCACAGCCCCCUUGUUCACUGGGGAUUCUCUUCCAGAGACGCCCGCCUCCCAUGAUGGGAUUUGUUUUAUUUCUCAGCCCUCCUUCCUGACUUCUCAUCCUUGCCUGACACUGUCUGUUGUCUCUUCACUGUGCCUGGUCAGUUUCCCUCGUGUUCCAGACACGAUUGCUCACUGUGUCUUAUCUCAGCCUUAGGUGUCGCUAAGUAUGCCUUCCUUUCUGUGCCUGCUCACAGGUGUUGUCAGAACACAUUCUCCUUGUGCCUGUCUUGGUCAGAGUCAUGUUCAAAAGCUCACAUGUCUUGCGUGUUUUAACUACUCACUGUCUCAUUCCAUCUUGGUCUGUGCCAGACACUAGCACACUCGCCUCCCUGUGUCCGGGUCCGAACGUGUGUCCUCCUGGCCAGCCCCCGUGUCAGCAACAGAUUCCACCUCCUCUGCCUUAUGUCUGGUUUCAGUCCUUCUCUUCAGGACAGGCCUCACUUAUUUAUCAUGGAAGACACUGGGGCAGAGACCUGCCCGAGGAAACAGGUCUCUGCAGCGACCUUGGAGGGAAGCCGAAGACAGAUAGCUGCCCCCUAGUGCUGUGGCCUCAGCUCUGAGACAUCUGCCUUGCUCUUGAACUAGAGCAGCAUCUUGUCCUAAGGAGCCCUGGGCAGGACCGGUGGUACCGUAGUGCUUAUUAACAGACUUUGGGAUCUUUUCCAUGAACUCGUGGUGUGGCCCACGGCACUAAUUUGUAACCCUGGAUUCUGGUCGUGUUGCUCUUGAAGAAGAGAACUGUCGGGAGCUCACACUGCUGAGACCUGUCAUUCACUGCAGUUCCGCCACCCCCCGCCCCCUGCCAUGGAGGAGGCAGGACCAGCAGUGCCGGAGGUGGAAAACCAGUGCUUGACUUGAAGCUGAAGGACCCGCAUUCCAGCCGUGGCUCUGUUCCUGAUAGGCGGUGAGAUCUUGACCCAACCCUUCUAUCCCUGGACGUCACUCUCUAUGUCUGUUCAUUGAAGUUUGGACUAGGGGAUCGCUGAGAUUCCUCUCUGUUUCUAGGACAACAGGAUGCAGUUACAGCCGUCUGCUACCUCGAAAAGCCAUGGCCCACCUGUGUUUUGUCUGUUUCCAAGGACCUAGCCACCUCCUUUGGGCCUUCUAGACCCUGGACCUUGCCAGCUUUGCCCUUCGGAUUCACCUGGAUGUCUUUCAUUCCACGCUCAGUCCAUGGCUCCUGCCAACUGCCCCAAAGUGAAUGUCACAAAGAAGGCAAUGGCAUCACGUCCCAGAGCCAUGGGAGGUUUUAACUUUGAUCUUGGCUGUGAUUUGAUAGCAUCUCAGGACUUUGUAUACUCACUUUGUUUCUGCUCCUUAAGAA
Molecule: messenger RNA, 3128 nt
Organism: Phyllostomus hastatus (greater spear-nosed bat)
Lineage: Eukaryota; Metazoa; Chordata; Mammalia; Chiroptera; Phyllostomidae
Gene: HTR4
Product: 5-hydroxytryptamine receptor 4
Exons: 8
Coding region: 346-1554 (402 amino acids)
Biological process (GO): chemical synaptic transmission; adenylate cyclase-activating adrenergic receptor signaling pathway; regulation of appetite
Cellular component (GO): plasma membrane
Molecular function (GO): G protein-coupled serotonin receptor activity
Source: RefSeq, a predicted model, not a curated record